Molecule: messenger RNA, 1795 nt
Organism: Oncorhynchus tshawytscha (Chinook salmon)
Lineage: Eukaryota; Metazoa; Chordata; Actinopteri; Salmoniformes; Salmonidae
Gene: aldh8a1
Product: aldehyde dehydrogenase 8 family, member A1
Exons: 7
Coding region: 158-1630 (490 amino acids)
Biological process (GO): retinoic acid metabolic process
Molecular function (GO): retinal dehydrogenase (NAD+) activity
Source: RefSeq, a predicted model, not a curated record
CUCCAGGGACCCGUUACUUCACGCGUUUUAAUUGAGCCUUACCUGCGAGCCGAGUGUCUCCACAGGUGAUUUAUAUUUUCUCAUCCUGGUCUACACCUCAACUCGCCAUUAUUUUAACAGUAUAGUCUUCAUAAUAACACUAUUUGCCAGCCGAGCCAUGUCGAAGACCGCUGACCACCGAACACACCUCGUUCUUGAGAACUACAUCGGAGGAAAGUUCGUCCCGUGCUCCCGACACAUCGACUCCUACGACCCUUCCACCGGGGAGGUCUACUGCAAAGUGCCCGACAGCGGAACGGAUGAGGUGGAGGCUGCGGUGCAGGCCGCUAGAGAGGCAUUCCCUGAUUGGUCAGCCCGUAGCCCAGCUGAGAGAGGUCAGGUGAUGAAAAAACUGGCUGACCUGAUGGAAGCUCAACUGGAAGAGUUGGCCCAGGCAGAGUCACGAGACCAAGGUAAAACCGUAAUGUUUGCCCGUACGGUGGAUGUCCCGCGGGCGGUCGAUAACUUCCGGUUCUUUGCCUCUUCUGUUCUCCACCACACCACCGACUGUACUACCAUGGACCAUCUGGGCUGUGUCAACUACACCAUCCGUAGUCCUGUGGGAGUGGCUGGUCUGAUCAGUCCCUGGAACCUGCCUCUAUACCUGCUCACCUGGAAGAUCGCUCCGGCUGUUGCUACGGGCAACACGGUGGUUGCUAAGCCCAGCGAGAUGACCUCGGUAACCGCCUGGAUGAUGUGCAAACUACUGGAGGAGGCCGGGUUUCCUCCGGGUGUGGUCAACAUGGUGUUCGGCACCGGCCCGCGGGCGGGCGAUGCUCUCGUGGGCCACCCUGACGUCCCAUUGGUCAGUUUCACGGGCUCCACGGCGACGGCCCAGCGGAUCACAGAGCGCUCGGCUCCGUUCUGUAAGAAGCUGAGCCUGGAGCUGGGCGGGAAGAACCCCGCCAUCGUCUUCUCAGACGCUGACCUAGACCAAGCUGUCACCACCACCGUACGAUCCUCCUUCUCCAAUCAGGGUGAGAUCUGUCUGUGCACCAGUAGGAUCUACGUAGAGAGGAGUAUUUACCCAGAGUUCCUGAAGAGGUUUGUGGCGGCCGCGCGGGAAUGGAAAACUGGUGCUCCCUCCGACCCCGACAACAACAACGGAGCUCUGGUCAGCAGGGAACACCUGGAGAAGGUGCGUAGCUUCGUGACCCUGGCUCGGUCGGAGGGUGCCACGGUGCUGUGUGGGGAGGGCGAGGACCCGCUGGUGCUCCCGCAACGUAACACCAGCGGCUACUUCAUGCGUCCCACCGUCAUCGCCGGCGUAGCUGAGUCGUCCCGUGUGAUGCAAGACGAGAUCUUCGGCCCCGUCGUCUGCGUCAACCCCUUCGACGGUGAAGACGAUGCUGUCGCUAAGGGCAACGGGGUACGCUACGGCCUGGCGGCGACUGUGUGGACGCGUGAUGUCGGGCGAGUGCACCGGGUGGCGAGGAGGUUAGAGGCGGGGCUUGUCUGGACCAACUGUUGGCUGGUCAGAGACCUGAACCUACCGUUCGGAGGCAUGAAGAACUCAGGGGUGGGGAGGGAAGGAGGGAGGGAUAGCUAUCACUUCUUUACGGAGGUGAAGACCAUCACUGUUAAACACUGAGAGGAAAAUGUUUCUGUUGGUGUGUGUGUGGUCUUGUUGUUCUUUCCUCAUUAUCCCCAAAUUAACAUUUGCCACGUCCCCACGAGGACACUUAGGGGUUAGGUUUAGGCUUAGAGUUACAAUUAGGGUUAGGGUUUAGAGGUUAGUCUUUAUUUUAUUUUACCU